Plasmodium malariae is the source of this 7968-nucleotide messenger RNA. Its product is annotated as WD repeat-containing protein, putative. Gene Ontology annotation, cellular component: precatalytic spliceosome. The transcript has 2 exons. The coding region runs from base 1 to 7968 and encodes 2655 amino acids. NCBI's taxonomy places the organism in Eukaryota, Apicomplexa, Aconoidasida, Haemosporida, Plasmodiidae. The record is from RefSeq and is a predicted model, not a curated record. Gene Ontology annotation, biological process: mRNA splicing, via spliceosome. Gene Ontology annotation, molecular function: protein binding.
AUGAACGAGGGCUGUUACAUUUUAGCUGUUGGAAGUUAUGAAGGAAAUAUAAUAUUAUUUAAAGUUCAUGAAAAUGAAAAUUAUAAAAAUAAUGCAGAUUUUAUGAACGUGUUAAAUAGUGCUAGGAUGCAUAAGAAUGAAGUGGGAAGAGAAGAGAACUACAAUUAUAACAACAUGUAUAAGGAGGUAUAUGAUAAAACUCAGGUUAACGAAAAAAUAAAGUGUAAUGAAAAUGUUUAUUCAGAUGAUAGAGGAGAAAAUAAAAAAGGUUAUACAGUAGGAAAACAUAUGGAUAACAAGAGUAUUGAUAGUAUUCGUUUCAAUGAUGUAAAGCACUUAAAUGUUGACGACAGUAGUGCGUAUUUUUUUUAUGGUGAUAAGGAUAACUCCAGCAAUGCUAGCAGCAGUGUUAAUAGCAGUGUUAGCCGUAGUGUUAGGCGCAAUGUUAAGAGCAGUGUUAAACGCAAUAGCUCGAAGGUGGAGAGUGAAUGGAACAAUUCGGGUAACAGAAUAAACUUGCUACCGUAUAGUAUUUUAAUAAAUAACAACAACAGUACAUGUAAUAAUAGCAUUUUGCAGUUAUGUUUUGGAUUAUCUUGUUCAUCUCUUAUUGAAUGUAUAUCGAAGGAAAUAUUAAUUUCACUUCAUUUGAAUAAUAUGAUAUGUUUUUGGUCAUUAGAUGAAGGAAGGUGUUUUAAAGUUUUAAAAGAUUUUGAUUUUUUUAUUUACAAUAUAAGGAUACUACCAGAUAGAAGAUUUCUCCUUAUAUGUGGUAUUAAAAAAGUAUUGGUUUUAGACUUGUGGGCAAACAAAGAUAAAGAAAUAAUUGCUCGUUUAACUAUUGACAAUUAUAUUCACAAAGGGGAUAACAAAAAAACGAAUGAAGAAAAUGUUCUAAAGAAAGACAAUGAGUAUACCUAUAUAGGGGACACGAAUGAUGAGCAUCACUCUUCAUCUUCUAGUAGUUCGGGUGUGCACGAUUUAUCAUAUUCAGAGGAAGAUAUAAAUGGCUAUAUUAACAAAAAGAACACCACGAAUAAUGUAAUAGGUACGAAUGUAAGCGGUGCAAAUAGCAACAGAAGUAACCACAACAUGAGCAGUUACAAUUACAGUAAUAUGGACACGCAUAAGGGGAACCCGAUGAAUGAUGAAAGGAAUGUGUUGAAAGAAAAUAUUCAAGUGCAUAUGAAACCAAAAUGGAAUAAUAGCGAAGAUAUAAAAAUUUGCUCCGUUGCUACUGGGCUUGUUCCUUAUUUAAAGGAAGAUAAUCAGCAGUCAUUAAUUCAGUGCUUCAAACUUUUAAAAAGAAAAUUAUUUAGCGUUUAUGAAAAAAAAGAAAAAAUGGAAGACGUGUCAAGUUGUCCUAAUCAUCCUCAGCAUUAUCGUGUGGAUGAUAGCAGCAAUACGAAGUCCAAUGAAUUGAACGAAGAAUAUAUAAAAACAAAAGAAUGUGAAGUAAAUAAAAAUCUAAACAAUUUAUUUUAUUGUCCUAUAUUAAUUGUUGCAUCGUUAAGUAAUGGUGAUGUUAUAUGUUGGGAUUUAACUGAAUUUUUAAAUUUUUAUAAAAGUAAAUGUAGAUUCGUUGUAAGGACUGAAAAAUCCGAAAUUGAAUUGUACAACGAAAUUAUAGAAGAUAUAACUGAGAAUUGUAUGUAUGAUGAUUUACUUAAAACUAGAUUGAAUUUUUCUCAUGAUAUAAAUUUAAAAAGUAAUGAUAAGUAUUUAAAAUGUCAAGAUUUAUUUAAGCAGACUAAUGGGUUAUAUACACUUGAGGCAAAUUUUAUUUCGAAUCUUUCACCGUGUGAAAAUAUUUUAGAAAUUGCUAGUAAUGGCAAUUCUAGUCAAAUAGCUAUAAUAGAUAACUAUAUAAUUAUUUUACAAAAAACAAGACUUAUCAUUUAUGAAAGGAAGGAUUCUAACUCCCUUUUCGUUCCCCUAAUGGACCUAUUUUGCCCUGAUUUUCAAGAGUCCAAAAAAAAAAAAAAAGAAAAUUGUCACUGGGCAGGCAUACAAGUUGUAAGGCGUCCUAUAUGGAAAUUCUCCUCAGGAAUUUUUAAGAGCAUCUGUUUUAACAAUAAAUCUUUUAAUAUUAUGCAAAAAUUGUCAAAAAAUGUGUGUGGUUCGAUAAUUGCUUGGACGACUGAGGGGAAUUUUUACUGCUAUACGUUGCCGUUAAAAUUUUCUAGUUUAUUUUUAUCUUUUCAAUCAAAUAUUAAAUCUUUUUUUCUGAUGAAAAUUUCGAAGAAUUUGCUAGGGUCUUACAAGAGCCCUAUACCUAUAGUAGUAUACAGGGACAUAGAAGGGAGAAAUGCUCAAAGAGAUGGAAACAAAAUGGAAAACCAAGUGAGAGAAAAAAUGGGAAAUCAAAUGGAAGAAAGAAUGGGAAACCAAAUGGAAGAUAAAAAUAACUACGAUAUUGACAAUCCCAGUAACAACAUAUGGAACAGAGGAGGGGGAUACUACAUGAGUGCAUAUAACAAAAAUUACAAUAACAGUGACAAGUUUCGAAUAAGAAUUACCCGUAGUACAGAAAUAUCAUUUAGUGGAAAAGGUAAAAAUUUAGAAAAAUAUUCUCCAUUAAAAAUCAGUUCAAUUGAUAAUUUGAUGUCAUUCAAAAAUAAGAAGAUGAUGAGUAAGUUAAGAAACAGUGAUGGUGUAGAAAAGUAUUCAAAAUGUAAAGACAAUCUGUUCUUCUUUUUUGUAAAUAAGAAUUACAUGAACAGAGUAAUUGUUUUCGAGUGUUUAUUUAAUGAAUGGUAUAAGACAUCCAGAAUUGAAUGUGUGUGGCUUUUGCCAAAGAGGAAAAAUGUGAAGGAGGAAAUAAGCAACAUGAGGAUGUGCUCUGGGAAAAAGUACAAAGACGAGGUAAAAAAGGAUGGUCAUGAUGAUAAUGUUAGUGGUAGUUCUAGCGGCAAUGCUAGGGGCAAUGAUAGGGGCAAUGCUAGCGGCAGUGUUUGUGUUAACACUAGCAUGGGAAAUGAUGCUUAUGUGGAAUCUCUUGAAGGGGGAAGGGAAAAAAAAACCCCGCGGAGCACAAAACGAUUUAGUAGCAUGUUGAAUAAUUUGAUUUAUAAUAGUGGAAUAAGUGAAAGUGUUAAAUCGGAAGACGAGUAUAAGGAAAAGAAAAAAAACAAAAGUAUAGUCACAUAUGUAAUAGCAGAGUAUAACCUAAACAUAUAUAUCAUUAUAAGUUACAUUAAUUGUCAUGUGACGAGUACACUGAUUAAUUCGUAUAAAAAUAUGUCACAUAAAAAACUAAUUCAUGAUUUCCCUAUACCAAAAUGUAUGCUUGAGAAGAAUACUUUUAUAACAACUUUGCAUAAUGAAUAUUAUUUUUUAAUUGGAGGUUCUAGUAGAGGAGAUGUGUUAGUAUGGAAUUUAUGUAAUUUUCAGCUGUUGAAAUAUUUGAAAUCCUGUCAUUUAUCUUAUAUAUGUAGUAUUCAUAAAGUGAUAAAUGAAAAUUUUGCCAUAAAUUCGAAACAAGUUUUACGUAAAGAGUUGAUAAUGGAGUCAUGUUGGGUACUAACUUGUGAUGCAAGUAAUAACUUAACCUUGCUAAAUAUUAACGAACAGAAUUAUGAGAAUAACACACACAAUUUUUUUUGUAAAAAUGAUGAAUAUAAAUUAGCGAUAACAACAGACGAUGAAGAGGCAAAUGGAGUGACAAUGGGAAUGACAAAUGGAGUAACUAAUGGAGUAACAUAUGGAAUGACAAACGGAGUGCCAAACGGAGUGACAAAUGAAAUGAAAUGGGAAAAGAAAAAUAAAAGGAAGGAAGAAAUUUAUUUAAAUUACAUGAACGCAUUCUUAAGAAGGAGAAGCUUAAUUACAAGAGAGAGUAAAUACAAUUUGUUAGAAAAAUUUAAAUUAAAGAGGGAAUUAAAAAUGACACAAAUAAAAAAAUUUUACUCAUGUUUUUAUAAACAUAAACCUGGCCAUUUCAUUUCGAAGAAAUCUUCUAUUGAACUUAGAAAAAGAUUAAACAAAAAACAAAAAGAAAGAGAAUUAAAAAUUAUGACUAGUGCAUGUUUCCAUUGUUGUUUUAAAAGAUUAGAAAAAAAAAAUGAAAUAAAUUUUAAGUUAAUAAAAAAUGUAUAUAUUAAUACUUGUUCUUCUUUACUAUAUAUUAUUUCUUUGAAUAAUUAUGUCUUUGUAUACAAUUAUGAUAGCGGUUGUUUUUUAAGGUCUUUAUAUGAUUCUGAUUUUACACAUUUGUCCAACUCUUCCCAUGAAACGUGUUAUUUAAAAUUGGGAAUAAACAUAACCAACUUGCACAUUUUGAACAGAAUAAGGACGAGUGUUGAUAGAAUGGAUAGUCACAUAGCUACAGGAAGAAAGGAAUUUCAAUAUUUGAAUGAAGCACGUGACUGUUCAUUGUUUGAUUCAGAGUACGAAGGUUUAAAAUUGAAUGGAUGCUCCUCGGCAGUGACUUCCCAUUCCUCAGUGACAUCUCCUUCGUCGGAUUCGUGUAAAUAUAUAGAACAUAAAAGCUCCCGCUUCAUAAAAAAAGAGGAUAUAAACAAUGAGAGUAGUAGUAUAGCACAUAAAUUACGGCAAAGAGGAGAAGGAGGUGUUGAUAUGCUACUAGGAAAGAGUCAUAAAUAUGAGGAAACAUCAAGAAAUAAAAAUUUUUUUUACAAAAGAAAAGCUAAAAAAUGUAGUUACUUAGUGAGGAGCCAAAUUCCAGUCAUAAGCUAUGUAUUAUUUAGAGACAAUAAUUUAUCAAAGAAGGCAUUACCUUUAACUAAGUUUUUGUAUCCAUAUUUUUUACCUAAAAAUUGUAUAAAUAUGUGUACAGAAUUAUUUCUGUUUUUGAUAAAAUUCCCAUCCAUCCCUUUUUCUUUAUGUAUACCUGGGAAGGAAUCAACUUUUUCAGUUAUAAUUCCUAUAUGUACUCAAAUAUACUAUUUUUCAAAAAUGCAUCCAUUGAAAUAUAGGAAGUAUGAUGGGCAUGUGUAUAUUACUAUAAGCAAUAGAAGAAGGGAAAGACAGUUAGUACGUGAAAAAAGAAAAAAAGAAAAAUUUUUUUACGACUCAUUAAAUUUGGACUAUGAUUAUUUAUAUAAUAAAAAAUUUCAAAAAAAAUACUUUUUGAGUGACUUGUUUAAAAAAAAGUAUAUUUAUUUUUCAGUAAAGAUGGGAAGCUUGAACAAACGCCUUAACGAUUUAAUGUAUUUUACAAAAUAUGAGAAUGUUAAAAAAUACAACAUGAGGAGGAGGAAGGGUUAUGACAGGAUGGAUGAUGCUGCAGAUACAUAUGCUAAUGGCGUAGAGGAGGGAAAUAAGGGGAAAAAUAAAAAUAUUCUCAUUUGGGAAGGACAACAUAGGGGUAAUAUAUCAUCCCGUAGUACAAGUAAAUUACAAAUUUCCAAUUUUAAAGGGGAAUACGAACAAAGUAGUUCUCAAAAUAGCACACAGAACGGAAACAGUUCAUCGAGUAAUUCGAUAGGAAUCAAUUAUGAUGAAGAGAGGAAGUUGCUAGAAAAACAGAGAAAGAGUAUGAAAUAUCAAAUGUUACAUUAUAAUUACUACAAAGAAUUAAGAAUAAGAAAAAAGGAUUUGUCCAUGAGGACGAGAUGGUUUCUAAAAUAUUCGGAUGAGGAGGAGGAGGAAGAGGAGAGGGAUUAUUAUAACAGUUAUUCCGACAAAUCAAGUGUACACCUGUACAUAAAAAGGAGAAAAAGAAAGAAAAAGAAGAGGGAUAUGGAAAGGGAGAUGGGAAGAAGGAUGGAUAAAGAGAUGGAGAAGAAAAGAGGGAAGAGGAGAAGAAAAAGGUUUAAAAGUGAGAUGAUAACGAAGGAAUUUUUCUUCCAUAACAAUUCUGUUGAAAUAUACUGCAACAGUGUGUAUGUAAAAACUGUGUACUGCUGCUUUAUGUUGAGAUUUUUAAACUUGUGGUGUUCUAAUUAUAGAAUAAAAUAUAAUGACUAUAUUUUAAAUAAUUUUAAAAAAUAUAUCAUAGAAAAUUUGCCUGACAGUAAUAGUUUAAAUUUAUUUUUGUUAAGUUAUGUCUCUAUGUAUCCUUAUGACAAAAAUAUAAGGAUACAAUUUCAAAAAUUUUUGUAUAUGAUUAUGGAAAAUAUAAAGGAAAAAAAUUUAGAUAAAUUUACAAAAACUUCUACAGAAAUACUAAGAAUCAAUAAUAAGAAAAAAAGAAUCAUUGAAAAAAGUAUCGAUGAGAUAUCUUUGUAUGAUACGACAGGGUCUUAUACAAUAACUAUAACUAUUCCAAAAAUAGGGUGUUUUUUCUUAUACCCUUUUAUAUAUGCUGAUGAAAUAUGUUUAACUUUAUUAUUAUUAUUAUUAUUAAUAAAACCAGAUUACUUAAGAAGCUCAAAAACUUUUUAUACAAAUGCAUCUAUGACAACAUUGAUUGUACAUCAUAUAUGUUAUUACAUUUUUGUAGAUACAGAAUAUUUUUUAGAAAAGAAUAAUAAAUUUAAUAAAUUCAAAUUAUUUCAUUUUAUACAUUUAUUAGCUUUAAGUUUUUCUAUAACAUGGGAUUUUCAGGUAUUAAUCCAAAGGGGAAUUUUUACAAGUAAUAUGAAAAACAGUUCACAUGUUUCUUUUAACUUAAGUUUGAAAAGAGAAGAUUUUACAUUUAAUGAAAAACUAAUCAAUGAAAAUUAUUAUAAAGCAUUGAAAGAUUAUUAUGUUGUAGGAAAUUACCAUACUGACGUGUCAUUAAAUAAUUCAUUUAGGGAAAUAAAUUUAAAAAAUUACAUGGAUGAUUAUAUAAAAUAUGUGGAUAACAAAAUAAAUGAAAUGCAAUCAGAGAAGGACGAGUUUUAUGUAAAUACCUAUGAAAAUAAUUUUUCAGAGGGAAACAAUGAAAAUAGUAGUGUAGUUAACAAAUUAAAUGAUAUGAACGAGUUGCGUGAUACUACUAAAGCUGCUGAGGAUGGAUCGAUGGGAGCAGACAACAUUAUCACCAUUAAUAUUGGGGCUGAAGGUGGUGGUGAUGUUGGCAUUUGUGUUGGAGACAGUGUAAGUAGAAACAUUAGCAGUAAUAUUGGUAGCAAUAUUGGUAGUAAUAUCGGCAGUAAUAUCGGCAGCAACAUCGGAAGCAACGUCGGAAGCAGUAUCGGCAAUAAUGUUAGGGUUAGCAGCAAAAACGAUGUUGUGGGCGAGCAGAAAAACAAAGGGAGCUACAGCGACUUUAGUCAUAUAGCCUAUGAUGAAGGGAAAGUGAUGCAAAAGAAAGGCUCUGAAAUUAAUGAACAUAACUACAUAAACAUAUGUCAUUUCAUUUUAAAUAUAUUCGAGCUGUAUACGAUGUCAUUAAAUAAUAUAAGUUUUCUUAAAAUAUUAAUAAACAUAGGACGAAUUGAACCCUUUUUAUUUUUAAAAACUCUACAUUAUAUAACAGGGAAUGUACAGAAACGUGUAUCAUGUAUAAAUAAAAUACUAUUCCUUUUAAUUAUAUUAAUAAAAAAUUAUAAAUGUAUAUUUAUAUGGUAUAUGAAUAUUAUUAUUGAUAUACUGUUGAACUCGUUAGACCCAUCAAACAAUGUAAGAAUUUUAUGUUUAAAAUUAUCCACUAGUUUAAUUUAUACAUUAGUUAAAAAUUAUCCUAUUUGUUCUUUUAAUAAAUUUACACAAAGAUUAGCUGUAGUAAAUAAUAUGAACAAAUGCAUAUAUUUAUAUGAUUUAAAAAAUGCAAAGAAGUUGAAAAUUUUUCAAGGACAUCAAAAAAGUGUUGAUUGUAUAAACUUUAACACUACUGGCACGUGUCUUGCUUCAUAUUCAAAACUUGACUUAUCUUUUAAAAUAUGGAAUUGUGCAAAUGCAGGAUUGUUUAGCGGUUUUUUGAAAGUACAGUCAAAAUGUGCACGCGAUAUACACCUAUCAAAAAUUAAAUUGAGUUAUAUGUACUUGUCGGAUAACUAUAUUGAUAUUAUCUUCAAGAAGAAGAACGAAUGGAUGUUACGCAGGGAGGACAACGCCGUUUACUUGAUUUUCAUUUGA